Macrobrachium nipponense is the source of this 423-nucleotide messenger RNA. RefSeq names its product general transcription factor II-I repeat domain-containing protein 2B-like. The transcript is spliced from 2 exons. The record is from RefSeq and is a predicted model, not a curated record. NCBI's taxonomy places the organism in Eukaryota, Metazoa, Arthropoda, Malacostraca, Decapoda, Palaemonidae. Bases 1 to 423 code for a protein of 140 amino acids.
AUGAAAGUUGUAGUUUCUACAGUCAAUUUUAUCAAGUCACGCUCAGCUUUGCAUCACCGGCAAUUCAAGCAAUUUCUUGAUGAAAUUGAAGCAGAAUAUGGCGAUUUAGUGUUUUUCACUCAAUUACAGAUAGUUAAAGGAGAGUUAGGACACUUCCCAAAUUACAAACUUAUGUGUGAGAAACACAAAGUAUGCAAUAGACAUGAAUAUUAUGCAGCAAAAUUAGGAAAACUUUUGGAGGCCUUUGAGAGCCGAUUUGAGGACCUAAAGAAAGAAGUCAAUGAUUUGAAGUUGUUCAGCAACCCCUUUUCUGUAUCUCCUGAUGAAGUAGAAUUCGAAGCACAAAUCGAACUGAUUGAUCUUCAGAAUAAUGACAGCCUUCGUACCAAGUAUAAUGAAGGGGACUUGCUCAACCUUUUAUAA